AUGUCCGAGCAGAUAUUUAUCCUUUUCCUUCUUUGGAGUUUGAGGGUCGCUGACACAACAACCGGCUCAUGGAGGCAGUGCGCAGACCUGCCACCCCUGGAUCUUCUGUCCUUUGUUCUCGAGAGGGACACCUCCAAACUUGUGUCCGGGGUGCAUGUGGAGCAGUCGGAUGGGGUGAGGGGCGUCCAUUUCCUGAGCCCCGAUGCCUUCAUGAGCUUCCCCUCCUCCCAGCUAUUGGUGAACUGUGACCUUUUCCCUAAACAGUUUUCCAUUGUUUCAACAUUUAAAGUAAAUCACAUCGCACCAAAGAGAAAUGAAUACAUCUUUUCAUUGCUGGAACCAAAGCACGGAGAGAAAAAUGCAGCGCAGGACAUGGAGGAUACUUUAAAAAAGGAUAAGAAGAUGAAUUUGUCUGGAGAAGAGCAGCAGAUGAAGAAAAAGCCCAACAGGAAACAUGAGGAACCGGGGCGAGUCAUCCUCGGCCUGAAGUUAUCCCAGAGCGGGCUGCAUUUCUUUUUUAAAGGCCGUCAAGAGGCUGUGGAGCGCGGGAUGUUUCGAGGCAUCUCACUGGAUGACAACCAGUGGCACACUCUUAUUUUAGUUGUGCAACAUCAUCACGUGAGGCUCACAGUGGACUGCAAAUCACCUCUGGAAAUCGUUCCCGCCAGGCCUUUCCCCUCAGACCUCAACAUCCAGGGAUCCAGAGUCCACGUCGGCAGUCGGGGCAGAUGGAAAGGCUUGUUUUCAGGUCUUCUUCGACAGCUGGUUCUCGUGCCAAACGUAGACACCGCAUACCAGAUGUGCCCCUCCUCUGACCCCCAGCUCGCAGCUCUGUCAGUCCCCCCGCUGCUCCUAGACCUGCCUGUCGGAACACAGCAGGACGACAGACGGACAACUUCCUCUGAAAGCAUGCAGCAAGUGUCAGUGGGUUUGGAGAGUUCAUGCUCCGAGCUGCUGCAGGGCCAGCUGUGGUUUGAUCCGCUCAAGAGGGGCCUCUACCUCUGCAACGGUUCAUCGUGGAUCACUGUGUUGGAGGAUCAUAAAAGGCUGGACUACGUGUUGGAACAUCAAGUCCUCUCCACCAGCUCAGAGACGCACGAUGUGGAGGUGUUUCAGAUUCCUGGUGUAGGUCUGAUGGCUGCUAUGGCUCACCGGUCCUCAGCCUCCGGCUCAGCUGUGUAUCUGUGGACCCAUUCAGGUUUCCAGCUCUACCAGAAUAUCAGCACAUAUGGAGCUCUGGCUUGGAGACAUUUCAGAAUGGGAAAAAGGAUGUUUCUUGUCGUGUCUAAUUCUGGGGCUGGUACAGACAAGCAGCUUAAUAAAGAGUCAGAGAUGGAUUUUUCUGUCAUUUACAAGUGGAGCAACAGAAGAAAACGAUUUGUGCAGUUCCAGAUGCUGCAGACCUAUUGUGCACGAGAUUGGGAGGCCUUUAGCAUCGGUCAACAUACGUAUCUAGCUGUGGCCAAUCAUAGACAGGGUAACAAUAAUCACACGAUAAACAGUGUGAUAUACAGAUGGAGCAGAUCGACAAAGUCUUUCGAGGUGCACCAGUUGCUGCUCACUUCAGGCGCCUACGACUGGGAGUUCUUCACAGUUGGACCGUAUCAUUUCCUGGUGGUUGCAAACGCUUUCGAUGGCGUGACCACUUCUGUGGACUCUGUCAUCUAUGUUUGGAUGGACGGAAGAUUUCAUGUGUUUCAGACGAUCAAGACAUUCUGUGCCACAGACUGGGAAAUGUUCCAGAUUGGCAGCAGAGUGUUUCUGGUUGUUGCCAACGGACACAGACUCGACGGUAACGGACCAAGUCAGUACACCAUUAACUCAACCGUCUACGAGCUGGACAUGAGUGGACGGAUGUUUGUCCGCUUCCAGGACAUCGUCACCCACAGCGCAGUGGAUUGGGAGUUCUUCAGCCUCGGGGAGGAAUAUUUUCUAGUUGUUGCUAACUCCUACAGCGGAGAAUCCUACUCUCUCAACAGCAUUCUUUACAGGUGGCAGGGAUAUGAAGGAUUUGUUCCUAUUCACUGGCUCCCAACAAUCGGGUGCAGUGACUGGGAGUUUUUCAGCUCUAAAGGAGAAUCAUAUUUAAUCUACUCAAGUGCCAAAGCACCUCUCACCAAAAUAUUCAAGCUAAAAACUUACUAG
Nematolebias whitei (Rio pearlfish) is the source of this 2145-nucleotide messenger RNA. Its product is annotated as thrombospondin-type laminin G domain and EAR repeat-containing protein-like. The transcript has 13 exons. Gene Ontology annotation, biological process: signal transduction. Lineage: Eukaryota; Metazoa; Chordata; Actinopteri; Cyprinodontiformes; Rivulidae. The coding region runs from base 1 to 2145 and encodes 714 amino acids. The record is from RefSeq and is a predicted model, not a curated record.